Molecule: messenger RNA, 4407 nt
Organism: Megalops cyprinoides (Indo-Pacific tarpon)
Lineage: Eukaryota; Metazoa; Chordata; Actinopteri; Elopiformes; Megalopidae
Gene: slc44a1a
Product: solute carrier family 44 member 1a
Exons: 16
Coding region: 255-2219 (654 amino acids)
Biological process (GO): transmembrane transport
Cellular component (GO): membrane
Molecular function (GO): transmembrane transporter activity
Source: RefSeq, a predicted model, not a curated record
CUGCGGAAGGAAGUACGGCGGGAUAAAUCCUAAAAAGUAUCGGUCUUUACUCACUCGGCAACUUGUGGAGGAGACCUGGAUAUUAGCAUGCGCUAAGUUGGGCGUGGGCCGACUUUUUUUUUUGUUUUUGGUAGCGAUCAGACUUCCGUUCUGCAGUUUAUGCGGGGUGAAGGGACACCGUCAACUCCCUGCAAGUUUGGGCAGUCUUUUGCGUGGUAGUGUAAGUUCAUCGCAGUCCUGAAGUAUCGCAGGCGAUGGGAUGCUGCGGUAGCACGGAGAGGGCAAAGCGAGAGUGGAAGCCUUUGGAAGACCGAAGCUGUACGGACAUUCCAUGGCUUCUUCUAUUCGCAGCCUUCUGCAUCGGCAUGGGCUGCAUAUGCGGCUUUGCCAUAGUGACGGGGGCGGCCUCCAGGCUCAUCUCGGGCUACGACAGCUACGGGAACACCUGCGGCCAGAAGAACUCUCCCAUCGAGGGGGUGGCACAGAGCGGCAUGGACCAAACCAACAAUAAGUACGUCUUCUUCCUGGACCCCUGCAACAUUGACAUCGUACACCGGAAGAUCAAGUCUAUGGCGCUGUGCGUGUUCAAGUGUCCAGAUAAGGAACUGAAGACCUACGAGGACAUUGCAACGUUCGCACAGACCAAUGGGUCUGAGCUCUGCUCCUACGAGGUGCCGAAAAACAGAUACGCCAGCCAUCCGGACAGAACCACUAAAUGCCCCAAGCUCCCAGUACCACCGAGCAAGUCUCUCCCAGUAUUUCACCGGUGCAUGCCAGUGAACAUCUCCUGCUACGCCAAGUUCGCCGAGGCCCUCAUCACCUUCGUCAGCGACAACAGCGUUCUCCACAGGCUCAUCGCCGGAGUCAUGGCCAGCAAGGAGAUCAUCAUAGGGCUCUGCUUCCUGGCGCUAGUGCUCUCCAUGCUCCUGAUGUUGGUCAUCCGCUUCAUCUCCGCCGUGCUGGUCUGGAUCCUCACCAUCCUCGUCAUCCUGGGCUCCAUAGGAGGGACUGGUGUCCUCUGGUGGCUUUAUGCGGAUCACAGGAAAGCUCUGAAUGGAACGGCGCCCCAAGACGUGCCGGAUGUGGCCCGCGACAACGUCCAAGCCCUGCUGGUCUACGCCAUUGCUGCCACCGUGUUCACGCUGAUCCUGCUGCUGCUGAUGUUCUUCAUGCGGAAGCGCGUGGCGCUCACCAUCGCCCUGUUCCACGUGGCGGGGAAGGUGUUCACCCACCUGCCCCUGCUGGUGCUCCAGCCUUUCUGGACCUUCCUGGCCCUCAUGCUCUUCUGGGUCUACUGGAUCAUGGUGCUGCUCUUCCUCGGCACCGCAGGGUCUGCGGUCAAGAACAACCAGACGGGCCUGGUGGAGUUCCGAAUGCUGGGGCCGCUCCAGUACAUGACCUGGUACCACGCAGUCGGGCUCAUCUGGAUCAGCGAGUUCAUCCUGGCCUGCCAGCAGAUGACCGUGGCUGGGGCGGUCGUCACGUACUACUUCACCAGGGACAAGUCCCAGCUGCCGGCGACGCCCAUCCUGACCUCGAUGCUGCGUCUGAUUCGCUACCACCUGGGCACGGUGGCCAAGGGCGCCUUCAUCAUCACACUGGUGGAGAUCCCCCGCCUCAUCCUCACCUACAUCCACAACCAGCUCAAAGGCAGGGAAAAUGCGUGUGCGCGCUGCAUGCUGAAAGCUUGCAUCUGCUGCUUGUGGUGUCUGGAGAAGUGCCUGAAUUAUUUGAACCGGAACGCGUACACGGCGACGGCCAUCAACAGCACCAGCUUCUGCACCUCGGCCUGCGACGCCUUCGUCAUCCUGGUGGAGAACGCCCUGCGCGUGGCCGCCAUCAACAGCGUCGGGGACUUCGUUCUGUUCCUCGGGAAGGUCCUGAUCGUGUCGUGCACGGCCUUCGCGGGAGUCCUGGCGCUGAACUACCAGCGGGACUACACGGUGUGGGUGCUGCCCCUGCUCAUCGUGUGCGUCUUCGCCUUCCUGGUGGCGCACUGCUUCCUCUCCGUCUACGAGAUGGUGGUGGACACGCUCUUCCUCUGCUUCGCCAUCGACACCAAACACAACGAUGGCAGCCCCGGCAGGGAGUUCUACAUGGACAAGGCCCUGAUGGAGUUUGUAGAGAACAGUAAGAAGUCCAUGCCGGUGCGGGGCGGAGCAGAUGCAAAGGACGGCGCGGAGAUGAAGCCCAUGGCUCCCGGCUCGACGUUGGCUUGACCGAAGUCGCCAAACAAGGGGCUUUCCGAAUGACAUUCCAAGCGUUAAUCUUUUUUUAAAUCAAUGUGUAACAUGUUUACUAUGCUUUCACUCCAGGGAAAUAUAAUAUUUUAAUAGACUGUACGAUAAACUGUCAUGAUGCAUUUUAUACUGAAGCGCUGUGUAUUUAUAUAUAAUGGCUAAUGCAUUUUGGUAGUGAUGCCCUUUUUGUAAACAAGAGGAAGUUGAUGUUUAAACGGACUCAGUGCUAUAACGUCUAGAAUCUGUAUCGAUUCAUUCAGGAUUCGUUGAGUGCGCUAGAUUUAGUUUGUACUCAGAAUACAACCCCCAUCUUUUCAUCUUUUAUAACAACAGUUUUGUUUUUGAAGCAUUGUAAAUUUCUGUGCGUUUUUGUACGUCUCAGGCAUUACAGCGCGGUAUUAGAUUGUUUUGUUACACUUUUUUUUUUACUUAUUUGAAUGGGAGGCUGUUGUGUUAUUCAGAGGCAUGCUUUAUGUUUAGUCAUGUAAGCAGUUUUACACUACUGAGUUUUCUCCACUGUCGGUCAUCAGCAGCACAUUUCGGCUUUCGUUUGUCAAAGUUCUGAUUUUUAAAAUGAGCAGGGCAGGGCAUUGCAGUUCACCUCACUCUGACCAUUGGGAAGAUAGCCAUGGUUAGGAGACUGGAGUACAGUUUAUUGCCGUAAAGCUGCACUCUGAUCUGUACCUUGAUUUCCCAGGCAGUGAGAGGGAUAGGGCUGUCCUGGGACGUCCCUUAAAUUAACACAAUAACAGUGCAGGGUCUUUGACAGGGCGUGGCAGGGGAAAUUGAGAACUCUCACAGGCUAGAGCAGCACCCUAUCAGAGCAGCUGACCUAGGCUGAAAGUGUGGUACACGCCACUGAAACACCAUAGGUUGCGUGGUAACUCAGCACUUGUAUAAAAAGCAGUUGAUAAUCAUUAUCAAUGGGUUGGACGUAGUACCAUGCCCUUAAAGUGGGUCCAGCCCUCUGAUUGGUCAGUCUGCCCCUGCCUAGUGAGUAACCUUGCUACCUGAAACAAAGAGCAAUAAAGGAAAAUAAUAAUACUGGCAAUCAUUGUGGUAAAAGUAGUCUUCCCACUUUGCACUGAACAUGUUGACUGUUUCAACACUUGCCUUGCAUGGCAUUUCUCUCAGUCUUUGGCCAGACUGUUGAGGGGUCUGGAUGUGGCUGUCGGAGGAGCAGAAGGGAACGCUUACCCUUCCUCCUUGCCUUAAUCAGGUCAGUAAGUGGCGCCCCCUGCUGGAUCUCGCUGCAGCCGUAGGAGCGGUUUGAAACGGUGAGUCCUGCAAUGCUCGCGUGGUAGUGGGUUGGGGGGUCGGGGGUGAGUAACAUAAUUUAUGGAAGCCAGUGCAGCUUGCCUUAAGACUUUGAGCUAGAUUCCUGUAUAAUUUCUUCCCUCCUGUGUUUUUGUCAGUUCCUUUGUUUUUUUUUUUUUUUUUAGAGAAUCAAAACAUGAUUUAAAUGAGACAUGUAAGGUAUCUAAUUUGAAAGAAUUUACAGUUCAUAUUUAUGAACUAUAUUUUUUUUAUUUACCUGACAAUUUGACGCUGCUGUCUUAUGACAGAUUGAGGGCAACUUAAUAGUGGAUGUGAAAAUUCUGUUGUGCGUUUGAGGUGACAUGAUUCGGGUCGACCUAAAGAGGUACUGUUUGUUAAAUUCAUGUUUAAAACAUAAGCUUGAAAAGCUGUGAUGUUCAUGUACAAUCCCGCUCGAGCGAAACGGUGCACCUCGGCUCAGUCCUUGGUUACGUUCCAGUUUCCGAGCUCCUCAGCAGCACUGGUCUCUGAUCAGCCCUCAGGGUGCGCACACUUUGCGUAAUGUAUCCAGCACUGUUCAGAGAUCAGUGUCGCUAGGAUUGGGUUGGAAAGCAACCUUGUGGAGGCUGGCUCACAUGAAAGGGUCCAAAGUCAUGUGAUGCUGUACUAUUACAGGGACCUGUGAUCGUUUUUUUCCUUUCUUUUGAACUCUUGAAUACUUAAGUGUUGGCUAUAUGUACAUACAAUUACAGAAAUAACAUACCAAAAAUGCAGGAAAAAACUGACAGAGAUCAACAUUUUUCAAUGAUUUUGUUCAAUACUGUCGGAAUAAAGUGUGGAAAAAUAAUACUAUAACAGCGAUUGAAGAUUGUAACCAUGUUGUAUGUGGAAAACAGAAAUAUAAUCACAU